Hermetia illucens (black soldier fly) is the source of this 2656-nucleotide messenger RNA. RefSeq lists its product as uncharacterized. The record is from RefSeq and is a predicted model, not a curated record. The coding region runs from base 564 to 2351 and encodes 595 amino acids. The transcript is spliced from 8 exons. NCBI's taxonomy places the organism in Eukaryota, Metazoa, Arthropoda, Insecta, Diptera, Stratiomyidae.
GCUACUCCUAAGCUGACCGCGGCCGUCUUCAUUUAGUUGAGUGUCGAUCGCGAAAUAGUUCGGCGGUUGCUCGGACGUUUCUUGAGGUAGACGCGUUUGAUUGGCAUAUUAGAGUCUAACGAUUCUUCGAAGGUGAGACUCAGGGUGCGAUAGUUGCCGGCCCAAUUCGCGAAUUCCGUGCUAUCUAUGACUGGCGGUAUUGACUCAAUGAGUGGAGAUUGCGGCAGAGUCUUAAGUGAAUCGUGUGCUCAAGGUGUUAUUCAUCCAUCUGAACAGUGACUGGAGAUGAUUAGCAUGGAAAUUGCACAAUGCCCGUAAUGACGGUCGCUUCUUUCAUAUAGACGCAACCUUCUCGGCUCCGAAAUAGCAGGUUUUCUCGGCGAUUGUUGUGCAUGUUAACAUAAUUAAUGAUUGCCUGAUUCCGCUCCUCGGCUAGUUACUCAUAUUCAUAGUCGCCGCUAUUGUAAUAUAUGCAGUAAGAUAUUGUGAAAGUGAGUCGAACGGUCUUAGUAAGUAAUUAGUGGCUUUGGUAUUACUCACGCCGGCGGUUCGCGGAACACAAUAUGGAUUCGCGGAAGUGCUCCAGGGGGAUGUUCGCAUGGCUACUCGUGAUUUUCGCGGGAAUCGGAACAUGCUCUGCAUCAUGCUACUUCUCAAUAGAACUCCAAGGAUCAUUCGUGACGCAAGGCACAGUUGCAAAUCAUGAAAUUCAGUACAGCCAAGUUAACAUCACAGAGGAUUCUAUACCAAUUUGGGGGGUAUGCCAGAAACGGAUUGAAAACAAUGUGAUUCUGAUGAUCAGCUCCGAGGAGACAACAUGUUUCCGCUGCUUCAAUCUGAAACUGGUCUCUCGAAAUGUACUUCGCGCCAGGACCACGGAUUCUGACUAUAUCUCCAAAUGCUACGCCAAUGAAGAAAAAGCUAUCGCCUCGUGUCCAACAGAAGAAAUUUUGAAGGAUUCUUCGCUCUUCACUGAAAUUAUCUUGUAUAAACACUAUGAUGCUGGUGGCCAAGAAAUCAGACGAGAGUAUUGCCCAAUAAAUGGAAGAUACAAAUUGAACUAUAACGUUGAUGAUGGGCAAGAGGAUUUCAUGGAAUGCUCAACAAUGGAAUCGGAGUUGGAUAAUUGUCCUUCUGGAUCUGCAAUGAAUCUUCGGUUCAGGAAAUGCUCAUUCGAGGAUCAUGAAAUAACAUUCGAAUGCUUGGGUCAUUGGGAGGAUGAAAAUAAUCAAAAAUAUUUGGCGUUGAUGAAUUCUAGCCCAGCAAAGGAUAAGCUCGGACCGCAAUAUCGAUGCGCGAUCUACUCUGAAGAUCCUGUAACAGGGAAUAUAGUUAUUUCAUUCAGUAAAGACUCAACAUGCUCAGCAAUAAAUAAGUCUAUAAAUGAUAACAAGGCUGAGGUUCCACACACCGAGAUGUUGACGCUUUAUCCAGCCGUUAAUGUCCAUUGGCCGCACGAUCAGUUCUGCACGUUCCCCGAAUGGUUGCAAGGACACUUCGAACAUAUUACGGUGAAAAACGACACGCUUAUAUUUCGGGACCAAACAUCCUUCAAAACCUAUACUAUGAAGUGCAUAGCGAAUAUUAGUGACUAUAUUUUAGUAUUCAGUCGAACUCAAUGUGACGAAGAAAUCUACCAAUGUAUCCAAAUCAAGGAUCGAAGUCCUAACAUCGUGGAACUUCAAAUCGGAACAGAAUUGUCUCGAAAUUACUCAGAAGCGAUUUGUUCUAGUGAACACUUCAAUAGCUCUCAAUGGUUAACACAAGGACGUCUGGACCAGAAAUACAAAUAUACUCCCUGCCCCGUCAGUGGAGAGUUUAGAGGAGUUAUUCCAGAUGCAACGACGCUAUGUGCAAAAUUAUCCUCAGAAUGUACGUCCGAGGAUAUAAUGUACCACGAGGUAUCAGCAUGCGAGUAUGGGGAAGUAUACGAAGAACGGAAAUAUCAAUGCUUAGGACAGUGGACAGAAAAUGACGUUGUUUAUGCGUAUACAAAACGGUUAGAUGUCGGUACGUACGAAUGUUUUGUUGGGGCAAUGACACCCGAAAACAAAAUAUUUCUUAAGGAGGCAGGUGAAAAUUGUCAACGAAAUGUGAAUCCAUACCGUUUUGGAAUGGAAAUACAUCAAACUUCAAAAUGCAAGAGGACGCCAAAGCCAAUAACAACCUCAACUACAACAACGUUUCGGCCGACAACUGUUGUAUCCACAACUUCGCCUUCAGCAAAGUUUGAUGACUCAAAUGCUAUACAUCCUGUGACAACUGCCCCGGAAAGUUCGUUGUCUAGCGAAGUCAGCCCCGUAGCAUUUCCACUUUUACUUGCGACUAGUCUUUUUUGUUUAACAAGAUAAGAAUUAUUUUAUACGACGACGGGAGGAUAAACAGAAAACCGUAUCUGAUCCAAGUUUAGAUUGUAUUUUGUGAAUGCAUCGUCUCUAUGAGAAAAAGGGUGUGAAUGUGAUAAAAUAUCGAUUCGGAAAAAUAGUGAGCUCUCUUUGAAGUAAGGCUUCCCAAACAAAUAUCAUAUAUACAUGUUUAGUGUCUAAGGAUAAAGUUAGGAGUAAGAAAUGAAUUAAAUAUCUUCUAUAUGUUGUAAUGAAGGCUGAUUUAUUUAUAUGGAAAAAAGAAUAUUUUCAUAAUAAACUUAUGAUUUUCA